GCUGCCAGUGGACAAUCAAACCUACACACCCACCUCUGUCUACACUCGCCUGUUCAACAUUUCUUACUUCUGCUAGAAAAAUACAUAGCUACACCAGACCUCUGAGCUCUGAAUCGCAUCACGGCGCAUCGUGAUACACCAGCAGCAAUAGCUCCAAAAGAAAGCACAACAUGGAGUCCCCUCCAGAUCCAGCGAGCGACCCGGGCAACGGCGUCUCAGAGCCGGUUACCCCGGUCAGGGAAACCCCGGUAAACCUGGAGACCCUCCGCAAAGCUGAGCACCAAGCCCCGGUGCGCCGACAGAGCUGCUCCAGCACCAACAGAGGUAUUUCAGUAACAAAGAAGACACACACUUCUCAAAUCGAAAUAAUUCCCUGCAAGAUCUGUGGAGACAAAUCAUCAGGCAUCCAUUAUGGCGUGAUAACGUGUGAGGGCUGCAAGGGUUUCUUCAGGAGGAGUCAGCAGAGCAAUGCUGCGUACUCAUGCCCGCGUCAGAAGAACUGCCUGAUUGACCGCACCAGCCGGAACCGCUGCCAGCACUGCAGGCUGCAGAAGUGUCUGGCCGUGGGCAUGUCACGUGACGCGGUGAAGUUCGGUCGGAUGUCAAAGAAACAGCGGGACAGCCUGUAUGCGGAAGUGCAGAAACACCGGCUCCAGCAGCAACAGCGGGACCACCAGCAGCAACCCGGUGAGGCCGAACCCCUUACACCUACAUACGGCCUUUCCACCAAUGGCCUGACCGAGCUUCAUGAUGACCUGAGCGGCUACAUGAACGGCCACACACCCGACGGUACAAAGCCUGACUCGGGCGUCAGCAGCUUCUACCUGGACAUCCAACCCUCACCCGAUCAGUCCGGCUUGGACAUCAACGGCAUCAAGCCGGAGCCCAUCUGCGACUUCACCCCGGGCUCGGGCUUCUUCCCCUACUGUUCCUUUACCAAUGGGGAGACGUCCCCCACCGUUUCCAUGGCUGAGUUGGAACAUCUGGCCCAGAACAUUUCCAAGUCCCACAUGGAGACGUGUCAGUACCUGAGAGAAGAACUUCAGCAAAUGACCUGGCAGGCAUUCCUUCAGGAGGAGGUGGAGAGCUACCAGAACAAGCCCAGGGAAGUCAUGUGGCAGUUGUGUGCCAUUAAAAUCACAGAGGCCAUUCAGUAUGUGGUGGAGUUUGCCAAGCGCAUCGACGGCUUCAUGGAGCUCUGUCAGAAUGAUCAGAUAGUGCUUCUCAAAGCAGGCUCUUUGGAGGUGGUGUUCGUCAGAAUGUGCCGUGCCUUCGACCCUCAGAACAACACAGUCUAUUUUGACGGAAAGUAUGCUGGGCCUGAUGUCUUUAAGUCAUUAGGCUGCGACGACUUGAUCAGCUCUGUCUUCGAGUUUGGGAAAAACUUGUGUUCUAUGCACCUCUCUGAAGACGAGAUCGCCCUGUUCUCCGCCUUCGUGUUGAUGUCUGCAGACCGGUCCUGGCUCCAGGAGAAGGUGAAGGUGGAGAAACUCCAGCAGAAGAUCCAGCUGGCCCUCCAACAUGUUCUACAAAAGAACCACAGAGAGGACGGCAUACUGACAAAGUUGAUAUGCAAAGUCUCCACGCUGCGAGCCCUGUGCAGCCGGCAUACGGAAAAGCUGACGGCGUUCAAAGCAAUAUACCCAGACAUUGUCCGUGCCCACUUCCCCCCCUUGUACAAGGAGUUGUUCGGAUCAGACUUUGAGCAGUCCAUGCCUGUUGACGGGUAGCGCUUCCCUGCGCCCACCCCGCCCGGGGGGAAGUCACACCGUGGGGAAUGUCAAGCAUAAAUCUGAGACACUUUAGCAGUGCCCUGCACAUACACACACCUGGACGGACGACACACUGCACACACACACACACACACACACUUUCCCCUUUUUUUUUCUUCUUUUUUUUUUCCCCUUGUGAUUUUUUUCGUGGGGGAGGAGGAGGUAAUGGACUGGGUUUGACUCCAGUGGUUUAUUUUUGGGGUUUGUUCCCUUCUUUUACUGACACAGGUGGGAUUCGGAGCCCAGGGGAGAGGAUGAGAAGAUGAAGACACUUGUUUUAUUUCCGAACGCUCCCUCGCUCUCUUUCUCUCUCUGACUGAACCUGAAGAGUCCACGCGUACCUUUCCAGAACGGUCCCAUGGCGAUUUGUCACAAUCAGCAUAAAUUGUUUUGACUCGUUUCCAAAGCGGAAAAACGAUUCCCAGAGCGCAUUCGCCUGGAAUCCAGCAUUUUAAACUUUUUACAGGAAGAGGAACACAGUUUAAAGCCCUUUUCAAGCCAAGAGAAUGAAACAAAAAAGUUGAGAUCAAAAAGUCGAUUAUCCGAACUGUUCCAGCAGUUAUUGUAGCACCAAAAAGAGUCUACGUAGAAACAUACGUGGCUGGUUCCUUCCUUCGCUGUGAGCUUGGAUUUUUUUGUUUUGCUUUUUUGGGGAUGUCAAACCAGCACCGAACAAAGAAGAAUAUGAAUUGAGAGAGAAAGAGAGAUACGGAGAAGGAGUGUAAUGCAGAGUUGACACAAAACAGCACCUUUCUACGGACAAUCGAGAAAAAAAAAAAAAGAAGGAUCAACGUAGAAUUCUGGUAAUUCUAGUCGUAAUACACGCGAUUGCUUUUAGCCGUCAGAGACUCCAUCUACCAUAGUUAGCUUAGUGAUAUCGUUUAAGGCCAUCUGCUAUUAAGUCCCUCUCCGGAAUGGUGUUCGUAACGUAACGGUCCGACCACCAACAUCAAUGCAAUGCAAGGGUCCAUUCCACCUGUUUUCUAACGUGUUACAGGGUAUUUGGUCAUAAGUACAAACUAUACAGAAAAAAAAAAAAAAUGUUUAUAGAAUCUAUUUUAAAUAACAUGUAUGAUAUUAGUAGCUAGACUAUUCUUAAUUGUGAAAAAUUGAUAAGGCACUUUUAUUUGCACCUUUCUUUAAUUUAAGACUUGUAUAUUUACCUAGUGAUGUGUUGCAUGUAUAAAUACCACGGUUAUGGAGAACGAGUGCUGGAAACCCUAAAGCUGCUGAGGGUGGGUGCGUGUUUGAGUGCAUGUUUGUGUAUUUAUUUGCGCGAGGCGGAGGUUGGUGCUGGGUAAAGGUGGAUCACGUGAUCUGGGAGGGCAAUUUUUCCAUCACAUAGUUACACUUUAAAUGGGAGCUAUGAUGGUAAAACACCAGAUCAAGCUCUAGUUCUUGUUAUUUUGUCCUCAAGUAUAACAUCCCAUUGCAGGACAAACCUAAGAACACCGAGUCUUAUUAAUGGUGGACCCUUUUUCCACACAUUUCAUAUGCUGUUUAAUGGUUCCAUCUAGUGGUGGUGCACCACAUGACCAUGUGGAGGAGUCAGAUCUGAUUGUCCUUAAACUGGCUCUUGUGAGGGUCUUUGCCCAGCAACAAUGCUCAUCGGGAACGUAAGAGUGGAAAAAAAGACGAAAAAAGAGAAAUAUUCAAAGCCUUGUCUGGUUGAAAUCCUCUAUUUUUGUAACAUUGUACAGUGCUUAUGAAGCCUAUGAGAGAAAAAAAGGGAAAGAACGAAGGAUGAUAUAGCACUUAAUCCUGCAAUAAUUAGAAUUUGUGUGUUUUUUAUGAUUUUUUUUGUCUUUUUCAAAGAACAAGACAAUAGUAGUAAUAGUGCUAUUUUUUGGAAUACCUAAAUGUUGUGUGUUGCGCGUGUUUGUACGUCUCUUGAAUGUGCCAUAGUGGUCUUUCCUGCUUUUUUGAGUCUGAAAAAAUUUGUUGUAUUGUAACAUUCCAGUAAAACUAUGUAGUGGCGUAUGGAAAAUCCCAAUAUAAUCCAGAAAAAAAACAUCAUUGAUCACCUCUACAACCUGCUAACUGACAUUUUGUCCAAAUUUGAGUGGAUCUUGGUAGCUUCAUGUCAUUUUUAUUUUUUUCCCCCAUGAUACAAAGUAUUUUCCUCAGGGAAGAGUCUGUCUAACUAAAUUUGGAAGCCGGUAGCUUAAACAAGUUAGUCAGCUCUAUGUUGCAUAUAAAGCUCAAUAAUUUGAUCUUGAUGGCAUGUUCAAUACAGAUAAAUAAUGGCGCUUUUAUUACAUUUAAGUUCUCUACUAUUGACAAAAUACUAGUCUGUGCAAUGCAUUCCCAAGAAGUCCUAGUUACUACAAUACAUCAUCAAUCUGUGAAUGACAAUCCAGGUUCAUGUUUAGUUCCUUGUAAAUCAGCAGUUUGUAAACUACACGGCUCAGGGAGAGUAAUAUUGCGACAACUGAGAACACAGGGAGAUAAUGAGAUCAGUUCCAAAACCUAGUGAGCUGCCUAACUAGACAGCAUUUUAGCUGUGCUUCCGACACAGAAAAAGUUGGGAAGUAAACGUGCUCCCUCAUUACUUCGUUUUGGUCAAAUUUCAAGUCAAUCCCAGAAUGUACUGCGGAAAAAAAUCAGUAAAAACGCUCUGCCUGCAUGGUGUAUGAGUAACACCAACAACAACUAAAAAAGCUAAAUUAUGAAUAUCAUUCAGUACCAAAAAUAAUUGAUAAAUAAUAGUCAUAUUUUAUUAAAAAGGACAUACCUACCUAACAUUUAUGGGGAUAUGAUUUUUAAUGCUUAUUAAAGUAUUAUGCUUUAGGAUAAACACAAGCUAUCAUGCUAAAACUCAAUUGGAAUCAAUUGUGAGAGGAGACAACAACCCAUGUGUUUCACACUAUUUGUGUGACUUAAAGUGUUAUUGUCUAUGUAGACAGGUCCAAAUCAGUCACUGAGGCUCUGUUUACACCUGGUAUUAAGAUGUGUUUUGGACACUCGGAUCACAAGUGGACAACACUAAAACCAGGUGUAAACAGGGUCUAAAUCAUUUUGAGCUUGUCCACUUUCGACCACUUCCAGAGGUAGUUGAAUACGCAUUCGACCGGAUUGCUUUCGUAGUGUAAACGUUCAUGUGGUCAAAUGCAUUCGAACAGCCACAAAAGACCACCUACUCUCUGCCUACUGACCUAACGCGUAAACAUUAUGGGAAGCGCAGUAGCCAGAUGAGAUUUAAACUUUGUCGACUGAAGACCCAAGUUUGACGAAAAAUGUACCAAGCACAAUGUUCUCUCACCAUUCCUGAUUUCUAACACACACUCAACGUGUUCAGUCGGUCUUGCGGCUGUCCGAUCGACCAAAACUCAAAAAUCUUAAUACCAGGUGUAAACAGAGCUUUAGAAGGUGCUAUUUCGGAGGAUGCUUCCUAUGUAGAUAGCAAGACAGCUCACUAGGAACAGAGUUAAAGCCAAACAAACCUGGUAAUGAUACAAAACUACAAAUAGGAAUGUUCAUUUUUUAAACCUUUGUUUUUUAUCUUCCGCAAUUUAUGUGCUCAUGUCACACCCUGUUAUUCACUAGCAUCUGUGCUGUCAAGUCAAAAGAAGACAGCGGUACAUCAUAAACCAUACAAAAUGUGUCAUUUCAUUCAUUCACCCCAUAGGCCAGUGGCUUUAUCAAAUCACCCAGCGAGCUCCAAGAUCUAAUUCCCUAAAAUCAAACAAAGCAAGAUAACAACCUCAAGCGUGGUACGCUAAUUUUCAGUUUUGUUUUUCUCUGGAUCGGGAUUUGUUCUGAUCGUCACUCAUAAUUGUUUGAGUCUAUGUGCCAAAUACCUCUUCACGAUUUUCUCCACCUUCAGACGUCCGCGCGGGCGAAUCGUCGCGUGUGACAAAUACGGGUUUCUACAGGGUAACCACUGCUGUGGAGUCCCCUUGAUGAACAAGCUUUGCGGUUGCCUGUCCAAUGAUCAAGUCAGUUUGAUAAAAAGCUGUAGUGAAGUCAUGUUUUGCCACUUUUGCAUGUCGUAUUUUGUCAGUGUAGUUAGACAUUUAAAAGCAAUAUGCUAUGAGGUAGAACUUUGGGACAAAUUUAUUUUUUCUAAUACAAGCAAAGGUACUUAAACACCUCCAGAUCUGUGGUAUUUUAGACAUGUAAAGAGAAAAAUCCUGUGUUUCUCUUAUCGGUGGAAGAUCCAAACAUUUUCCCUUGGACUUUAUUGUAAAUUGUUUUACUUUUUUUUUUUUUAACUCUGGUUCCCUUUUUUUUAAUCUAUGUGAGAAGCAAUAUACGUCCGAAUGUGGAUGCGAGAAGCGGAAAUGUAUGUGUUUGUGCUAUUUGUAAUGUUUGCUUAAGGUCAAACCCCCAGACAAGGCUUUAAAAGAUCAGAUGCAGCAGGGUGAGAUGGUGAAUUGUAUGUAAGAUCUUAAGUUUUUUUUCCCUGGAUUUUAAAUGUUUUACGUAGCACUGAGCUUGAAUCCCUUUGACGAGGCUGUACAAGCAUGACACACCGCACCUCGACGUUAACAUUUCGAUUAGAUUUAUGCAAACGCAAGGCCUAUGCACUCACAUUUGAACUUCGGUCGAAAGGCACAUUUACCAUUUUUUUUUUGUUUGUUUGUUUUUUCCCGCAAUUCCAAUCUACGGAUUGAACGUGUCAUGCUCGCGACAGCAUUCGAGCUGAAGGUUGAAGUGUUACUAAGAUUUACGUCAAUCAUUUUCCUUGCGUUUUCUUUCCAAAAGCACAGCUGACGCGUUAUUAAAAGUGAACUAUGUUUAGAUAAUAGACUAAAAGAAAAGUCUUUAGCCAUAAUCGAAUGUCAAGCAAUAAUAUAUAUGGUGUAUUAUGAUUAAUUUUGUGCAUAGGCUUUGAACAUCUGCAUGUAAAUACAUUUUCUUAUUUAUCGCGUUAAUUUUUUUUUUGCUUUGGGUUUUUUUUCCCAAUUUUUUUUGGUUUGUUUUAUUUGUAUAUUGACUAGUUCUGUUCCCGGGUGGAGAACUAUGAACGUCAAAUGGCCUGUAAACUGUACAGCUACGUUUCCCUGUCCUCCUUUCGGCUUUUAAUUCACAAUAUUUAAUGUUCUAUCGAUCACAUGUAUAAAAGUAACUUUGUAACUUCUGUCUGUAUAGGUAAGAAGAAAAUACUGCUAUUAAGACCUGCUCAGUGCAAAUAUUUAUCUGUUUUAUCAGACACAUCAUGCUGUACAAUAUCUCUGUUCUGAGUAUACUUCUCUCUUUUAGACUUAGUUCAAUUAGCGGUAGGGUGUGCGGACAUUAAUUUUUGUGUUAUACUGACGUGUGGUGCUAGGUAAGUUACUUUUGUGAAGAAAAAUUAUGGAUUCAUAGACUAGGCCGCCCUCUUAGUCCAUUAAUUUCACUGAGUAUUGAUGCAUUAUUGAUAUUAGGACUCGAUAAAUAAUAAUAAUAAUAAUAAUAAUAAUGAUAAUAACAAUAAAGUUAACGAUAGUGGUAAAUUUACGUUCGAAUACCCAGCAAGUACCUGUAUCAGUGUGCUAGUCUUGGGACGCGGCUUGUUUCCUUCCCACUUUUAAGAUUAUUAGCAAGUAUCGGCUAAGUAAUUCGCAAUUUAGAAUUUUUUUGCAACAAAGACGAUUGUUCAUGCUUAAAAAAAAAAAAAUGGAAAAAAGCAGCAGUAUUGUGUUUAGUUUUGAUUGUUCGAAACCAGUGCUUAUUUUCUGGAAGGACUUUAAACACGCGAUAAAGUAUCGGAUUGUCUGCCACUUUUUGGCUUCCUCCGUUUUUUCGUUUUUUUUUUUUUUUUUUUUAAAAACAAGCUUCGUUUUUUUUCUAUCCGACAUCCGCUCACUUACAUACACACACAACGGUUAAGUGUUAUAAAUUGUACAGAACAAAGGUGGUCGUACGAAGUUUUGUGCGAAACUUCCUGUUUUUAUCUUUGUAGCAAGGCAGAAUCUACUUGCAAUAAUACAUAGCAAACUACGCUGAGUGCCUCUCAGUGGUACAGGAUGCAGAAACUAUAUUCGUCCGUUAUCGUUUUCACCGUUCUCGACGUACUCAAAUGACUGUGUUUGCACACGUAGGUGAAUUCUGUCUUGUGUUACCGACUUUUCUUUUCAUCGGCUGUCUUUUUGUAUGUAAAUGAGGCAUCUCAUGUUUGUUUAUAGCCAUGGAAACAGCAUUUUAUUGUCUCUGUGAUGUCCCGAAGCUACUCUUUCUUUUCCUCCGAACAACUUCACGUGGUUAUGGGACACUGCAUCCAGUCAGUUGCACCCUGGUUGGAUGUAUUUGAACACGAACCCUGUUUGGAUAUUUGCAGAGACAAACUGGCGGACAAUAGACAAUCCACUCCGUGUUCUCCCUGUUGUUUCCUGCCAAUUAGGUUUUAAGUUGACGAUUAUGAAACAAAAUGACUAAUGCAAUGUAUUUUAAGUGUUCAUAUGUGUAUGUAAAAUGAUGCAUACUUCUAUUUCUUGUUGAGCUGAAGGGGAGGCACAAGGGCUGGGGCAGGAUUUUUCUCCUGCUAACCUGCGAUGGGGGGAAAAAAAGCAGAGAACGGUUUGCGGUUGUCACAUAUUUUUACGUCACAUGUUUGCUACUGAUCUUAAAAUGGGGACAGUUGAUCAUGUACCUUUUUAUUCAGCUCUUUGGAACUCUCUUUAGGAGAUAGUCUCUUCUCAAUAGUGGUUUUGCUCCUUCUGUUUGUCUGAUUCUUAAAUAUGAAAAUAAGUAUUUUGAUUCAUUUUGUAAAUACCGCUGUAAAGAAAAAUAAGAAAUUUAAUGUUGUCUUUUAAAUACUUUUCAUUCUAAUAUGAAUGUUGUUAUAUUGUACUUAGAAACUGUACCUUUAAUAUUACCUUUAUUAAAAGUGCAUUUGACACAUCGAUUUUAGAUGUGCUUUAUGUGCUGUUAUCCCAUAAUAAAAUUUACCGCUUGUAAUGGGCUCUUA
Messenger RNA from Ctenopharyngodon idella (grass carp), 8664 nucleotides. It is a transcript of the gene roraa, whose product is annotated as RAR-related orphan receptor A, paralog a. Gene Ontology annotation, cellular component: nucleus. Gene Ontology annotation, molecular function: nuclear receptor activity; RNA polymerase II cis-regulatory region sequence-specific DNA binding; zinc ion binding. Gene Ontology annotation, biological process: regulation of transcription by RNA polymerase II. The record is from RefSeq and is a predicted model, not a curated record. The transcript is spliced from 11 exons. NCBI's taxonomy places the organism in Eukaryota, Metazoa, Chordata, Actinopteri, Cypriniformes, Xenocyprididae. The coding region runs from base 171 to 1730 and encodes 519 amino acids.